Molecule: messenger RNA, 1296 nt
Organism: Ornithodoros turicata
Lineage: Eukaryota; Metazoa; Arthropoda; Arachnida; Ixodida; Argasidae
Product: CUB domain-containing protein 2-like
Exons: 9
Coding region: 1-1296 (431 amino acids)
Molecular function (GO): serine-type endopeptidase activity
Source: RefSeq, a predicted model, not a curated record
AUGGGACGCCCAGGAUUACCUACCGACAGAAAGCUUCUAACCGGAAACCUCCUAAUGCAGCUCAACUUUACAAGUUUCGAACUGGAAAACGACUGCUCCAAGGACUACGUGGAUAUCCUCAGUGGAUCGCACGUCAGGUCGCCCAGCAUCGACAAAUAUUGUGGUGCCAGGAGACCCCCUCUGCUUCGGGGCAGGCAAUUCGUAGUCAACUUUCACUCGGAUGGCGAUGGUGCUGCCGCGGGAUUCAACUUUACCGUGUCUCUCGCGGGACUGUCUUGUGGAGGUUUCAUUCACAUACAAAGCCUGGUUGCGAUACGAACACCCAGGUACCCAUCAGCCUACCCAGCCAACACCGAAUGCGAGUGGGUGCUUGGCGGUCAAAGGGGCCAUCGUGUCAACAUCACAUUUAGAGGUCGCUUCGAUAUUCAGCAAUCUGCAGGCUGUGCCAGGGACUAUAUUCAGAUUUUCAACGACGUAGACGGAUCUUGGACGUCCCCCGUGAAGUACUGUGGCUUGACUAACCCGCCAACGUUUCUGAGCACUUCCCAUAGAGCUAGGCUCCUUUUUCGUUCCGAUGCAAGCAUUCAGGGUGAUGGAUUCGAAGCUAUCGCUGCCUUAGCUUGCGGAGACAAUUACACGGAUCCCAUGGGAGACAUCACAUCACCACGCUAUCCGAAUGAGUACGGAGGGAACCUCAACUGCGACUACAUCAUCGUCGUUCCACAAGGAUCCCACGUCGAAAUUGCAUUUGAUCCACAGUUCGACAUCGAACAACGGGAAGACUGCCGUUACGAUAGCCUCACAUUGUACGAGGGACCGACGGACAGUUCUCGUCAGCUCCUACGUACCUGUGGGAAGGAGGCUCCUGGUAACAUUACGGUGUCUUCAUCCGUCCUCGUCCGCUUCAAGACCGACUGGAGCGUCGCUGGCAAGGGAUUUGCCUUGUCCUACCGGGUGUUCAGAAAUACGUUUUUCUUGCAGCCUGUGGUGGCAACCUCACUGGACCCAUUGGUACCUUUGGAACUGAGCCGAAUAGCUUUCAAAGUGAAUGUGUGUGGUACAUUUCUGUGGAUCCAGGUCAUGCCGUCGAAAUACGGUGCGGUGCGUUCAGUUGCUAAGGAAAGCGAGGAAAGCAACGAAGGCAUCAACCCAAGCUGGGCUGAAGACAUGCAGGACUUAGAACGAACCUUCCCUCAGCCAACACGCCAGACACAGGCAGAUGGAGGCAAUGCAGCCGUGCGGGAUGCCCUGUGUGGCCUGCACAGCAGCCCAUCUGCGUUAAGGAGCUCGCAUUGA